Messenger RNA from Hemisphaericaspora subhashii, 1251 nucleotides. It is a transcript of the gene TAZ1, whose product is annotated as lysophosphatidylcholine acyltransferase. Lineage: Eukaryota; Fungi; Ascomycota; Pichiomycetes; Serinales; Debaryomycetaceae. The record is from RefSeq and is a predicted model, not a curated record. The transcript has a single exon. Gene Ontology annotation, molecular function: 1-acylglycerophosphocholine O-acyltransferase activity. The coding region runs from base 1 to 1251 and encodes 416 amino acids. Gene Ontology annotation, biological process: cardiolipin acyl-chain remodeling; inner mitochondrial membrane organization. Gene Ontology annotation, cellular component: mitochondrial membrane.
AUGUCGUUUCAAGAUGUUUUAAAAAGAGGUGACGACUUUCUUAGUGAUUAUCCUCGAACAUCUAAACUAUGGAAUUAUGCUUCUCAUGCCACAUGUCUUUUCAUGAUUUUGAAUUCCAAGAUUUUAUUAAACACCUUAUAUAAACCAGAAUUACACGAUAUAGAAAAGUUAGAUUAUGCUAUGGCAAAAGCAAGAAUGGAAAAGAGAUCCCUAUUAACUGUUAUGAAUCAUAUGUCUGUUGUUGAUGAUCCCGCAUUUUAUGCAUCAUUGCCUUGGAGGUAUCAUUUAGAUAUUGACACUAUUAGAUGGGGAUUUGGGGCCCAUAAUGUAUGUUUUUCAAAUGUUUUCCAAUCAUGGUUCUUUAAUCUUGGAAAGAUUUUGGGAACAAAGAGAUUUGGAGAGGGUCCAUUUCAAGGAUCUCUUGAUGCAGCCAUUAGAAUUUUAAGUCCAGAUGAUACUUUAGAUUUAGAAUACACUCCAGGGGUUAAAGAUGUCGAGAAGCCAUUAGUCUUACAAAAAGUUAACAACUUCUUGAAUCGCCCCAAUUCAAAAGAAACAAGCAAAUUAGUAAAAUUUGUCAAACCUUCCCCAGAAUCCACCAAUGUAUUAAUGUCAAAAUCUCCAUUUAUUCGUACUAAAACUUCUUGGUUCCAUGUAUUCCCUGAAGGGUUCGUUCUACAACUCAAAGAGCCUCAUAGUAAUUCAAUGAGAUAUUUCAAAUGGGGUGUUUCUAGAUUGAUAUUAGAAUCUACAAGAGCACCAGUUGUUGUUCCAUUAUUUUCCUUUGGAUUCGAGAAAGUUGCACCUGAAGAUGCAGCUGAUGAAGGACUUCAAAGAUGGUUACCUGCCAAUUUUGGUGCCGAAAUUCAUGUUUGUGUGGGAGAUAUAAUCCCGGAUGCAAAUAUUGAGAAAUAUCGUGAAAAAUGGAGAUCAUUAGUAAAGAAAUAUAUCGAUCCUAAAAAUCCAUUUGAUUUAUCAGAAGAAUUAAAAUAUGGUGAAAAAGCUCAAAAGUUAAGAUCUGAGUUAGCAUCAUAUUUAAGAGGGGAAGUAUUGAAGAUUAGGGAAUCAUUAGGAAUUUUUAAUCCUGAAGAUCCAAGAUUCAAGGAUCCUAAAUAUUGGAAAGAGUUUACAUCAUCUGAAGGAUUAAGUGAUCCUAAUGUUAAAUUCAUUGGUAAGAAUUGGGCUGUUAGAAGAUUUCAAUCUCAUUUACCUGAAUAUAAUCCAGAUGAUGAAAAAGAUGAGAAAAGUUGA